AUGGUUGACAUAAUAUCGCCAAAUGAUAUCAGCACAAGCAUGUUUAGAAGAUCGAAAAGAAGUUUAAAUGAAGUGUCAAUGGAAUCGGCAAUUGAUUUGAUUAAAAGAGCUCUUGAAUUUGAAGUGAAUGUCGUUGAAAUUUAUGUAGAUACAGUUGGCCCACCAGAUAAAUAUCAAGAGAAACUUAAAGCCAUUUUCCCCAAAAUCAAAAUCACUGUAACCAAAAAAGCUGAUUCGACUUAUCCAAUCGUUUCCCUUGCUUCAAUUUGUGCCAAAGUCUCACGAGAUCAUGCAUUGAAAGUUUGGAAAUUUCGUGAGGGAAUUGAAGUGCCUGAAGAUGGUGUUGGUUCAGGAUAUCCUGGUGAUCCAGUAACAAAGAGAUUUCUUCAGGAAUAUGAACCCGUCUUUGGUUUUCCACGAAUUGUCAGAUUCAGUUGGAGUACAGCAGUGAAUGCUUUGGAAGGAUCAGCUUUUGCUGUUGAGUUUGAAGAAGAAGAUCAACCGGGAAAAGAAAAAGUUGUGCUAGGCUCCAAAAAGAUGACUUCUUUCUUCAAAGCAGAAGUUCCAGUGAAGAAGUUCAAACGUCAUCAGUUUUGGAAGGAUCGGUGCAUUGAAGAUGUCACAGAUUUUUAA
Messenger RNA from Clunio marinus, 633 nucleotides. The record is from the annotation of a GenBank genome assembly. NCBI's taxonomy places the organism in Eukaryota, Metazoa, Arthropoda, Insecta, Diptera, Chironomidae.